Arachis ipaensis is the source of this 1388-nucleotide messenger RNA. NCBI's taxonomy places the organism in Eukaryota, Viridiplantae, Streptophyta, Magnoliopsida, Fabales, Fabaceae. The record is from RefSeq and is a predicted model, not a curated record.
AAUUCAUGAAUCAAAACCAACAUACAUUAUUAUUCAAUUGUAAUAUAUAGAACAUCUUCAUCUUCUAUAUAUCUAGGAAUAACCCAUUGCUAUAUCUAUCAUUUUUAUGGCUCCAUCAUUAGAGAGCAAUAAAAAUGUUGUUAUUGAUGAUGAAUCCAAUAAGAAUCUUCUUAAAGAAGAAGAAGAAGAUGGAAUGCUUUUUGCAAUGGACUUGGGGAUUUUAGUGGCGUUUCCAAUGGCUGUUAAGACUGCAUUUGAGCUUGGAAUCUUCGACAUAAUGGCCAAAGGUGGUGAACAUGCAAAGCUCUCAUCUGAAGACAUUGCAUCACAGAUUGGUAGCAUAAACCCUAAUGCACCAUCGAUGGUGGAUCGCCUUCUUAGGCUCCUUGCAAGUCAUUCUUUGUUGUCUUGUUCAUCACUUCCUCAAGUCACCAAAGAUGAAAAUGAUCAAGAACAUGAGCUUAUUGCAUCUCCUCAGAAGAUUGUGUAUAGUCUUACAGCUGCUGCUUCCAAAUAUUUUGUGAGUGAUGAUGAUGGUGUCAAUUUUGGACACAGUUUGAGCUUGAUUCUGGAUAAGGUUUUCUUGGAAAGCUGGAGUGAACUGAAAGGAGCAAUAUUGGAAGGAGGUGUGCCAUUUGUUAGGGUUAAUGGGAUGCAUGCAUUUGAGUACCCAAGUGUGGAUCCAAGGUUCAAUGAUGUUUUCAACAAAGCUAUGAUAAGCCACACAACCAUAGUGAUGAAGAGGGUUCUUGAGUCCUAUGAAGGUUUUAACAACAUUAACACUCUAAUUGAUGUUGGUGGUGGUCUUGGUAUCAAUCUCAAAAUGAUCACUUCCAAAUAUCCAAAUAUCAAUGCUAUUAACUUUGACUUGCCUCAUGUAAUUCAACAUGCCCUCACCUAUCCCGGUGUGAAACAUGUGGGAGGAGAUAUGUUUGAGAGUGUUCCUAACGGAGAUGCCAUUUUCAUGAAGUGCAUACUUCAUGAUUGGAGUGAUGAACAUUGCUUGAAGGUGUUGAAGAAUUGCCAUAAAGCCAUUCCUGAAGAUGGAAAAGUGAUUGUUGUAGACAUAAUGGUUCCGGUUUUGCCGGGGAAUACAACCGCCGCUAAGGUUGCUUUCAAAGCUGACUUAUUGAUGAUGACUCAAAACAUUGGAGGAAAAGAGAGAACCAAACGUGACUUCAUUCAUUUGGCCACUCUUUCUGGAUUUUCUUCCAUCAAAUUUGUGUGCUCUGUCUCUGGAUAUUGGGUUAUGGAGUUCUACAAGUAGAGACAAAUAUGUAUCUAGAGUCCUAUAUAUAGUAUAUAAUAAAAAAAGACAAACACUCACGUACGGAUUAAAAUAGUAUAUAAUAAAAUAAAAUACAAAAGGCUCUCCUUGAAAACAAAAA